Messenger RNA from Clonostachys rhizophaga, 510 nucleotides. The record is from the annotation of a GenBank genome assembly. Lineage: Eukaryota; Fungi; Ascomycota; Sordariomycetes; Hypocreales; Bionectriaceae.
AUGGACGAUGCUAUCGAGGCACGAAAAGCACCAAUUGAGGCUGUUCAUGCCAAUCAAGACGGCUACUCCUGCCGGCCAUCCAGACGUAUUGUAGAAUGCCAGAAGAAUACAGCCAGUGAAUACCAGGAGAGACUGAGAGACCUUGGGGAGAAGAUGCUCAAAGAGGCUGGGGAUGAGAGUGAGCAGGUUGACACCCUGGUAUGCGAGGAACCCCAUCCACGGCUUGUAGACAAAGCUGGGAUCGAAGAAUGGAACAGCCUGGAAGACAAGCAGAGGCGCAAUAAGGCACGUGGCGGCCCCGACGCAGACGGCUCCUCCCCAGCUCAAGAGUGCACACACGUAGGAAAGGAAUCGACGGCAUCUAUGAGGCGACAUCCUCGCAACCCAGACGUACUGGCCGCCAACAUCUGGAAAGCCGGCGGUAAGCUCACCCAGCGUGACGGCUGUGCAAAGGCCGACAAACGCCAUGGCGAGGAAGCCAUAGAAGAGCAGCACCGAGCCGCCGUAUGA